This is a messenger RNA of Paramacrobiotus metropolitanus, 3768 nucleotides long. RefSeq lists its product as uncharacterized. NCBI's taxonomy places the organism in Eukaryota, Metazoa, Tardigrada, Eutardigrada, Parachela, Macrobiotidae. Gene Ontology annotation, molecular function: zinc ion binding; aspartic-type endopeptidase activity; nucleic acid binding. The transcript has 3 exons. Bases 1 to 3768 code for a protein of 1255 amino acids. The record is from RefSeq and is a predicted model, not a curated record. Gene Ontology annotation, biological process: DNA integration; proteolysis.
AUGACGGACGAAACGACGCUUCCUAUCCUGUUAAAGUUCGAGCCCAACAAGAUGGCGUGGAUGUCUUGGAGGUCACGGUACCAGAACUUCAUUAAACUCCAGAAGGUCACCGAAGAGGAGCAGAAGCGGGUUCUACUGGAUUCAUUAGGUGUGGAAGCCUAUGAAAUGGUACACGCUAUGUGCCUGCCGAACGAUCCAGCCGACAAGACACUCGCAGAAGUUCUCGCUAAACUCGAAAGGGCAUACGUGAAGAAGACACUGAAAUCCACCGAAUGGGCCAAGUACUUUGUACUGAAGCAGGAUACGGGCGAAACUCUUUUGGAUUUCGCAAAUAAACUCCGCAAAAAGGCCAUCCUGUGUAGCUUUCCGGCAGACGUUCUGGAGGACAACAUGAAAGCGACCUUUUUGAACGGGCUGCAGGGAGAGGCUACCAGGCGACAUCUGAUGUCGAAGGACUACGACACACUGGAUAAAGCUCUGGAGCUGGCGGAACAGUUCGAGCUAUCCCAGGCUAGCGCGAAGAAGGCGCCGGGCGGUGUGGAUGUAGCAGGCAUCAGUGGUGGGCUGAGGCGGAGCGGCGGCCAAAAUCGUCAACGCGGAAAUCGUCGUGGUAUGGGACAGAGAGCGCGUGGCGGCGGAGCAGGCCAGGCCGCGGCGAGCAGUGGUGCGAAGUGCUACGGCUGCGGCAAUUCGGGCCACGUCCGGGCAGACUGUUGGGCGAAAGAUGUCACCUGCCGCAAUUGUAACAAGAAAGGUCACAUUGCGAAGAUUUGCACUGCGCCCAGACAGAACCAGCAGCGUGGAGACGGACGACGCACAAUGCUAGUCGAAGAAGAGUUCGACGUGUUGGCAGUGGAAGCUGCUGGCAGCCAGUCCAUACGCAUACCGCUGAAGUUGAACGGCACGCUAGUGUCAGCAGUGCUGGAUACGGGAUCGGGCGUUACCAUCGUCACGGCGGAGACGUGGAGGAGGAUUGGUUCGCCGCGACUGUCACCGUAUACGCAGCCGCUGAGGAGUUUCACUGGCCAUGCGCUGACAGUGAUCGGAACCGCCACAGUGGACGUACAACGCGCUAGUGUACGGAAGCAGUUGCCGGUGGUGGUAGUGGGCCGUGGUGGCGAUGUGAUCGGCCGCGACUGGAUACGCGCCUUGGAUUUGUGCCACAUGAGCCUGCGUGACCUGCAGUCCGGUGCAUUGUACAGCGUAGCCAGCAGUCUGGAGGAAGUCUUCGACCGGCGCAAGGAAGUGUUUUGCGAUGAGUUGGAUCACUGCAAGCGAGAGGCGGUCGAGAAGGACCUGGAGCGUUUGGUGGAGCGCGGCAUACUCACUCCAGUCGAACACGCCGAUUGGGCGGCGCCCAUUGUGGGGACGCUGAAGAGGGCUGGAGAUGUGCGAACGUGUGCCGAUCUAAGCACUGGUCUGAACGACUCGUUAGACGUUCAGAAGUAUCCGCUCCCAACGCCUGACGAAUUAUUCGCCAAGUUAAACGGCGGAGAGAAAUUCAGUACCCUGGAUCUCGCCGAGGCGUAUGCCCAAGUGGAACUGGACGACGACAGUAAACAGCUUGUGGUGAUUAAUACACACAAGGGACUGUUUCGGUAUAACCGACUGCCGUUCGGCGUCGCCAGUGGGCCCAGCAUAUUCCAGCAAAUCAUGGAGCAGAUUCUCCAUGGUUGCGAAGGCGUGGCCAUAUACCUGGACGAUAUCAUCGUCACCGGCGCCACGGAUGAAGAGCACCUGCGAAACCUCGAAAAGGUCAUGGCGCGGUUGACAGAACACGGACUGACGCUGAAGCGCAGCAAGUGUCAUUUCAUGCAGCUGUCUGUGGAGUAUUUGGGCUUCAUCGUGGACAGUCGUGGCCGCCACAUUUCGAGAAAUCGUGUGAAGGCGUUGCUGGAUAUGGGUCCGCCGAAGAACGUAAGUGAACUGCGCGCAUUUCUCGGCAUGGUCAACCAUUAUGCCAAAUUCGUAAAGAAUCUGUCAGCGAAGUGCCAUGUAUUCCACAACCUCCUGAAAGCUGACGUGACCUGGGCGUGGUCAAAACAAUGCGAAGAGCAGUUUGCGGAGCUGAAGCAGGAGAUUGCCCGAGCCACGUUCUUGGUGCAUUACGACCCGGCGAUGCCGCUGAUUGUAGCAGCCGACGCAUCGCAGUACGGCAUUGGAGCGGUGCUGUGUCAUCGGUUCCCGGACGGUACGGAAAGACCGAUUGCGCACGCAUCCGGAGCCUUAACGCCGCCGAGACCAGAUAUGGGCAGAUUGAGAAGGAAGCUCGCCCUGGUCUUCGGGUGCAAGAAAUUCCACCAGCGAACAGAAGAGUUUGGCCAGGCGGACGGGUUAAGCAGAUUACCACUGCAUUCCACGGAGCUGACCGAGUUGGGUAACCUGGGAAUGGACAGCAUAGUCAAUGCUGUGCACACGGAGAACGCGGGACGGUUACCAGUGUCGGUAGAAACUGUGGCAAAGGAGACUUGCGCCGAUGCGGAGCUCAGCAUCGUUCUGGAUUACGUCCAGACUGGAUGGCCGAGCGUCGUGAGAGAAGGGCUGCGACCGUAUAAGCGGCUAGAAAGUGAACUGGUGACAGUGAACGGGUGUCUGUGCUGGGGCACCCGGACGGUGAUUCCGAAGAAGCGCAAAGCGCAGAUACUGUCGUACCUGCAUGAAAGCCACCUUGGAGCGGCAAAGAUGAAGGGUGAAGCCCGCGGGUACUGUUGGUGGCCGUCCAUGGACCGGGACGUGGAGCGGGUGUCCAAAGCGUGCCGUAUAUGCACUGAACGUGCUGGAGAAACGGCGAAGGUCCCGCUGUCACAGUGGCCAGUGCCCGUCGGACCAUGGAGACGACUCCAUGUUGACUUCGCCGGACCGUUCCAUGGCACGAUGUUGUUCGUCGUGGUCGACGGCAUGUCCAAGUGGCCGGAAGUGGUCUCGAUGCGACAUGCAACCACGGACGCAGUGAUUGAGGCUUUGCUGGACAUGUUCAGCCACUACGGGCCAUGUACUGAGAUAGUGUCAGACAACGGCACACAGUUCACGUCCGAGCAGUUCAGCGAAUUCUGCCAGCAAUACGGCAUUAGGCAUUUUCGGACGCCACCGGGACAUCCCCAAUCGAAUGGCCAAGCGGAACGCUACGUCCAGACGGUGAAGGACGGCGUCUCCAAGCUCAUGGCCGACCAAAAGCGCCUGCCGGUUGCGCUGAGGGAGUUCCUCUGGCGCUACCGUAACGCGCCUCACGCAACGACUGGGAAAACGCCAGCCGAGCUGUUUCUGGGUCGGAAGAUGCGCUCGACGCUGGAUCUGCUAGUCCCUGUGCUGCUGACCACGGCAGAAAAGAACAGGGAGCGCCACCGCCGAAACUUCGACCAGCACACAAGGAAGAAAGACUUCCGGUUGGGUGAUUUGGUCCUGGUGCGAGACUAUCGCCCAAGCCGUGCAGUGGACUGGAUCAGUGGCAAGCUGAUUAAGCGCGAAAGCCGGCUGAUUUGGGAGGUGCAAGUGAGCGAUCUGCUGUGGAGGCGACAUGCAAACCAAAUACGCCCUCGAUUUUGGUUGGAGACGCCGGAACACACGGAAGCAGAUACCGGGAAUGGUCAAACGGCCGUGGAGACAUCGGUAACAUUUCCUCCGACGAAAGUAAUGGAGAAGACGGUCUCGCCUGCCAGAGCGCGCACGCCGACGUCACCAACGCAGCCGCAAUCGGAGGUUAAACCACAGCCCGAGGUGAUGGUACAGCCGGAAGUGAAGCCAACUUUCCGCCCAUCACACAGGAACUGA